UGAUUUUUAUGCUGUGUUUGUGAUAUUAUUACAAAAAAUAGUGAAUCAAAUAUUGCUGUCAUAAGAGUGAUCAAAGUUUUUAUUUCAUCACAAAUUCUAUUCAAACGGCAAUCUCUCGCAUAUCAUAGGACGAUAUCUUAUGGCUUAACUCAGCGCUAAUUUAAAACGGAAAUCAGAUACCAAUGAAUAGUUACGAGAAGUAAUAGUCACCACAAAAUGUGUUUUGCAGACCAACUCUCAUUUGGCCACAGCUUCCGACCCCUAUUCAUGUCUCAGUGAUUGUCGACUAAAAUGCGUCUAAAGGAGCGGAUUUUGGUGCUAUUGAUAUGCGCCACGUGUUGUCUACUCUGUGUCUUCUUCGUCAUCACCGCACGACUACAGGACGACACCAGCUAUAGCCGUGCACUGGGAGGUCUAGAUCUGUCGAAACUGUCGGAGCGCUCAGGACUUCCAAUACUCUCACAAUUCCAGAGACGGUUCCUAAACAGACAAAUGUCUAAAGAGUUGGAUCCAAACCAACAGAAAACACUCGAAGGACAGCCGCCAAGUGGUGUCCCAUCGAAGGCAACCCAACUCUCAGCCAAAAACAAAUACUCAGAGAUAGAGAGCGAGAGGUCGACCCAUAAUAAUAAUAAUAAUAACAAUUUUAAGAGAAGAUUAGAAAUCAAUGAAUUGUCUCAAAUCGACGACGACUUCUCCGAUUUAUUGCAUUUCAUUGAUUUGCAGUCGAGAUCUGAUGAACAGUCGCAUCCACACGACUACCCAAUGUUGGCUGAGAUGUUGGGUAUAAUCCCGGAGUGA
Oppiella nova is the source of this 801-nucleotide messenger RNA. The record is from the annotation of a GenBank genome assembly. Lineage: Eukaryota; Metazoa; Arthropoda; Arachnida; Sarcoptiformes; Oppiidae.